Nelumbo nucifera (sacred lotus) is the source of this 1958-nucleotide messenger RNA. RefSeq lists its product as uncharacterized. Gene Ontology annotation, biological process: signal transduction; negative regulation of DNA-templated transcription. Gene Ontology annotation, cellular component: nucleus. Lineage: Eukaryota; Viridiplantae; Streptophyta; Magnoliopsida; Proteales; Nelumbonaceae. The record is from RefSeq and is a predicted model, not a curated record.
CUCCUUCCCUUUCUCUUUGGAAAAUCUGAAGCUACAGGGAAGAAGAAACUCGGAGAGAGGGGUCUGCUGCGCGCAGGAUAAUUACAUCCAAGAUUUCAGAGAUCAUGGAGCUAUAACUGGAAAUCUAGAGAGGUCGUUAAUGGUGAGCAGUUGUGGGAUGGUGGAGGUGGAAGAGAACGAGGUGGAGCUGACUUUGGGGUUAUCGAUCGGUGGAUGUUUCAGAAGAUCAGAGGAAAAGGUAACUUCUCCUUGUCUUUUUGAAGUGAAAUAUGGGGAAGCCGAAGGGAGUAUUAGAGAGAAGGAGAGGAGUCUGAGUGGAUCUGGUUUGUCGUCAACGGUGGAUGGAGGUGGAGGUGAAGGAGAAGGUAAGGUAAGGAGCUGUGGAGGGGAUGAUAUACUGUAUCCACAGAAGAGGCGGGAGAUUCAUGCGCUGAGACGACAAGAAGCGAGGAAGAAGAGAGAAGAGAAGCAGCAGAAGAAGGGGAUCUGUAAAGGUAGGCGGGGAAGUUGUGUGAAUGGGAACGUUCCUAUGAGGAUCGGUUCUUUGGAUGUGAAGAUGUGGGUGGAAGGGCAGGAGAUUCAGUCUAGAGUUCGGGAUCGAGAAGGAAUGGAAAAUGCAGGAACUGGAUUCGACCGUGCUUGUAAGAAAUACAAAUUUGAGAGUACCGGAUCUGAUAACCAGCAAGCAGAAGAGCAGACAUUGAAACAGAAUCAGAACCACAACCAGAAUCCCUCUGCUUUUGCUGCGCCUCCAUUUCCUGUUGUGCCGAUGCAAUAUCCUUUCCCUCAUCUGCAGUAUGUGCCUUUUACUAAUGGAUUCACCUUCCCUUACGUGAUGCCUUGCUGGGCUCCGCCUAUUGCAGCUGUUGGUAAUGACAAGAAUGUGAUUCAGCCGGUGGCUUGUCGAGUUUUCCAUCCUUUUCAGGUGCCGACGAAUCAAAAUGCAAAUAAACAGCCACCAAUUUGUGAUUCAGAGCAUGACGGAAGCAAGAGUGGUGUAGCUAAUGGGACACACUCCUCUCUUUACUCCAGUGGAUCGGCUGGGAGCAGCUCGUCUGCGGUUUCCGACUACCAAAGCACUUCCCUACAAGGAGGGAACAGCAGUGGCACGAGAAGCCAUUCGAGUCAUUCUCUAUCAGAGAAGCCUAGAGCACAAGUUACAGUUGUGGGCAAACAACAAGGACAAUCUGAACAAAGAGUUUCCUCUCCUCCUGUGGGGUUAAUCCAAGCUGUGGACCAACCAACCCAUCAUAUUACGAAGGUGGUUUCCUCAAAUGCAGCCCCAUCCAGCCCCAAGAAACCUGAGGAAGAACCCAUCUCAGGAAAAGAGCCCCUUCCCACUAACAAACCCAUUUCAACUGCUGCUAACCCACCUCCUCCUCAUCCAUUGAAGGAAGCAAGGGUCGAUGUCAAGAGGCCCCCCAAGCUUCCCCAGCCUCCUCAAGCCUCACCCAUGCCGCACAUGCCCUAUGUGUCCACGACAGGGAAUGGCCCAAAUGGRAAAACCAUUACUGGGUUCUUGUACAGGUACACAAAAACUGAAGUUAGUAUCAUCUGUGUAUGUCAUGGAACUUCAUUUUCACCAGUCGAGUUUGUGAAGCAUGCAGGGGGAAUGGAUGUCUCCCACCCCUUGAGGCACAUAAUUGUGGUUCCCCCUUCUAUCUAGUAAUCAGAUAGCUGAAGUAUUACGGUUUGGUUUUUCUCUUUUUCAGCUUCUUGAUCUUGUACCAUUUUAUUGGGGACUGGUUGUUAGAGAAAGGGAAGAGAGAGCUUGUCUUACUUUGGUGUUGUCACUAGACUUGGAGUCAAUGAGUGCUUUGUAUAGUAAAAAUGUUAAAUGAUCUCAUCCAUGCAAAUGGCUGGAGGAGUUAUUUUUUUCCUCUGUUUACACUAACAAUUUGUAACCUUGGAUCAGAUGUUCUUGGGAAUUACAUGCAAAUCUGUCGUCUUAUACUCUU